Colletes gigas is the source of this 1915-nucleotide messenger RNA. RefSeq names its product phenylalanine--tRNA ligase beta subunit-like. Bases 143 to 1915 code for a protein of 590 amino acids. Gene Ontology annotation, molecular function: magnesium ion binding; phenylalanine-tRNA ligase activity; RNA binding. Gene Ontology annotation, biological process: phenylalanyl-tRNA aminoacylation. Gene Ontology annotation, cellular component: cytoplasm; phenylalanine-tRNA ligase complex. Lineage: Eukaryota; Metazoa; Arthropoda; Insecta; Hymenoptera; Colletidae. The transcript is spliced from 11 exons. The record is from RefSeq and is a predicted model, not a curated record.
AGACACUAAAGAAGUUCGUCGUUAUUAGUGUCGCCGUCGUGUCGAUGCAUUUAAUUAUUCCAAAUCUGGUCGGUCACACUGGCCUGGCCACAUUGUUCAUCAGAUUACCAUAAGAAAGAUACAAGUGGUUAUCGUAUAAAAAAUGCCGACCGUUAAUGUCAAACGUGACUUGUUAUUUAAAGCUCUUGGUAAAACGUAUUCGGAUGAUGAGUUUCAAGAUUUGUGCUUCAAAUUUGGUUUAGAAUUGGACGAAGUGACAACAGAAAAGUUAAUGAUAAUGAAGGAAAAGGGACUAGAUCAAAAUACAGAAGUAUCUGAUGAAAUUAUAUAUAAAAUUGACAUACCAGCAAACAGAUAUGAUUUAUUAUGCUUGGAAGGUUUAACUCUCGGAUUGCUCAUAUUUUUAAACAAAAUAGAUAUACCGCGUUAUAUGGGAAUGCUUUCGGAUACAGGCAUGCAGAAGAUUACUAUGACAAGUGAGUGUCUGAAAAUCAGAGGACAUAUUGUUGCAGCUAUUUUACGUGAUAUUACAUUUACAAAAGACUCUUACGAUAGUUUCAUUGAUCUGCAAGACAAAUUACAUCAAAAUAUAGGAAGAAAACGAAGUUUGGUAUCUAUCGGUACUCAUGAUUUUGACACAAUUCAGGGUCCAUUUUUAUACGAUGCAAAACCACCAGCCGACAUCUGUUUUAAACCACUUAAUCAAGAUAGGGAGUAUACAGGAGAAGGAAUUAUGAACUUAUACGCUAAUCAUGCACAGUUAAAGCGAUACCUACACAUCAUAAAAGAUAGUCCAGUUUUUCCUGUAGUGCAAGAUAGCAAUGGAAUUAUUUUAUCCCUUCCACCUAUUAUCAAUGGAGAUCAUUCAAAAAUUACACUCGAUACCAAAAAUGUAUUCAUUGAAUGUACAGCAACAGAUCUUACAAAGGCAAGGAUAGUGUUGGACACUAUAGUCUGUGCAUUUAGCCAAUACUGUAAAAUAAAAUAUACAGUAGAAAAGGUGGAAGUAAUAUAUCCUAAUAAACAAGUAUUUCAUUAUCCUGACUUGAAAUAUCGAACUGAGGAAAUUGAUUGUGAAAAAGCUAUAAAUUAUAUUGGCAUAAAACAAACAGCGGAAGAAGUAGCUAAUCUACUUUCUAAAAUGUCGUUAAAAACAUGUGUAAGGAAAAAUAACAUAUUGAAUAUUGAAGUUCCUCCCACUAGACACGAUGUGAUACACGCAUGUGACAUUUAUGAAGAUAUCGCCAUAGCAUAUGGAUACAACAACAUUCAGAAAACUAUACCAUAUUUAUCUACAAUCGCAGAAGAGUUCCCGCUUAAUAAAUUGUCCGAUCAAUUACGUACAGAAUUGGCUUGCGCUGGUUUUACAGAAGCAUUAACUUUCUCAUUGUGUUCACGCGAAGAUAUAGCGGACAAAUUAGGUCAUAAACUGGAAAACGUACCAGCGGUUCAUAUAUCAAAUCCAAAAACUUUAGAAUUUCAGGUAGCACGCACUACUCUACUGCCUGGAUUAUUGAGGACAUUAGCUGCAAAUAAAAAAAUGCCACUUCCUCAGAAAUUGUUUGAAGUUUCCGAUGUUAUAUUAAGAGAUAAUACUACGGAAGUAGGUGCGCGUAAUAAUCGUCAUUUGUGUGCGCUGUAUUGUAAUAAAUCGGAUGGUUUCGAAAUAAUUCAUGGUUUAUUGGACAGAAUAUUACACGUAUUAGAAAUACCGUGGAGCGUUGGUGAAAACUCGGACGGUUAUUAUCUUCUAGCGGUCGAUGAUCCUACUUUCUUCCGUCAUCGUUGUGCGGAAAUUUUCUGUUACAACAAAGUGAUUGGAAAAAUGGGCGUUCUGCACCCGGAUGUAAUUACAAAGUUUGAUCUAAAUAUACCCUGCUCUGUAUUAGAGAUCGAUAUUGAACCAUUUGUAUAA